Cornus florida is the source of this 5417-nucleotide messenger RNA. RefSeq lists its product as uncharacterized. The record is from RefSeq and is a predicted model, not a curated record. NCBI's taxonomy places the organism in Eukaryota, Viridiplantae, Streptophyta, Magnoliopsida, Cornales, Cornaceae. Gene Ontology annotation, cellular component: replication fork protection complex. Gene Ontology annotation, biological process: DNA replication checkpoint signaling; replication fork arrest; DNA repair. The coding region runs from base 272 to 5053 and encodes 1593 amino acids. Gene Ontology annotation, molecular function: DNA binding. The transcript is spliced from 25 exons.
CAAGAAAUAAUUUCCAAUCCCCGAUCUACACAAAACCAAAAUCUUCAAAAGCGCGGGAAAAUUCGCAAGGUUUGCCGCCACAAAACCCUAAACUGAAAACCACGCAAAAUUUCCAUUAGCAGCAACGCGCAGAAAUCUAAUUUUCUCUCUCUUUUCUCAUCUGAUUGUAGUUAUCAAUUCCAAUUUCGAGUCCAUUUUAAUCACUUUUCGUAAACCCCAUUUCAAUCCUUCAUAAGCUCUAAUUUAUUUACAAUUUUAAGAUCCAAGAAGGAUGGACAUGGAGGGCUUAUCCACUAUAUGUGCUGGUCUUGGAAUCAUCGAGGAGGACGAAAAUGGCAAUCGCAUUGGUUACACGAAAGACGAAUACUGUUUAGAUAAUUUGAAAGAUCUGCUUAGGUUUCUGAGACGUGAUGAUCCGCAGACGCGAGAAGUGUUCAAGCAAGUUUGUAAAUGGAAUAUUGUCGGCAAGGAUUUGGUACCCAUUAUUGAAUAUUGCCAAGAUGAUCGCAAUAUGGUGUUGAAUGCUGUGAAGGUUUUGGUGUUUCUGACCAUGCCUGUUGAACCCACAUCCAGUGAUAUACCACAACAGAUUGAGUAUCUUUGGGGGUUGAAGUCUUCAAUCACUCGCAGCGACACUGUUCCUGUGAUCGUCUCACUUCUGGAUAGUCCAUUGGAAAAUUUGGAAUGUGAAGCAUUUACAGAAGAUGACUGGAAGUUGGUCCAGCUGUUGCUUACUUUAUUUCGCAACAUUCUAGCUAUCCAAGAUAUCUCAGUGCUGCAGAAGGCUGGGGGAUCAGCUACACAGUUCUUGUUCCUCAGGGAUAGAUUUCUAGAACUUCUGUUCCGUGAGAAUGUAAUGGACUUGAUCUUAGUUUUAACACAACAUGUUGGUGGUUCCUGUGGCUAUCUCCGUCAAGAUAACUUGCUUUUAUUGGAAACUUUCCACUACAUAUUUAUGGAUCAAGAGCCAGAGUUGAUUUCCAAAGCAUAUUUAAAGUGCUCUAAGGUGGGCGGAGAUGCUGAAGCUUCUCUUAACAGUCUCAAAUCUAUUAUGGAAGCAGAAGAAGAAAAAAAGAAGCUCACCAGAUUACACAAAUUGAGUUGUUAUUCACAGUUUAGUGGAACCUUUACACGGCUUACCAUGGAUGGCUCAAAAACAUUACUCAAGGGGAUCCCUUGUUCUGCUUCUGGUGAUACCCUGCUCAAGCCUCAUAAAAACCCCCGAGGUCCAUUGAAAAGAAUGGUGUGGGACCACGGAAAAUUACCAUCAACAAAGGAUAAUCUUCUGGAAUUGCUCCAUGAUUUUCUUAACCAGUUUCUUUCAGGGGGUUACAAUGUUCUGAUGCAGUCAAUUCGUGAGGAUAUUGAGAAGGAACAUCAUGCAAUUCAGAACAGCGAUGUUGUUAUUUUCUUUCAGGUUGCUCAAUUUGUUACAUCUUUUCAAUAUCACAAGUUAUCGACUUCAAAGCCUAGCAUUGAAGCUGACACAAUUGAUGCUUCUGUAUCCCAUCACGCUGAUAGCAUGCUCUUUGAAGGCAAUAUAUGUGGACCAAUUGCAGCUUCAAUGAAUGAGCCAAUGUUCCUACUAGUCCUUUUAAAGUGGCGUAAUGCUUUUGAUGGCUUGAAGGAGACAAAUGACCACAAAUUUCUGUCUACAGCAGGAUCUCUUAUCAAAAUUCUGAUUCGCAUGUUAGAUUUAGUGCUUAAGCUAUCACCAGAAGAUUCUAAGGAGCCUCAGACAGCUCGUAUCCUUCUUUACAAGCUAUUUUAUGAUCAAACUGAUCAAGGGAUGACUCAGUUCCUUUUGAACCUGGUUAAAUCAUUUGACACUCACAAACAAGCCAAAAGUGAUCUUGCCGAUUUGGUGGAAACCAUACAUGUAAUUGUACGACUUAUGGAGAAUCUUCAAGCACGCGGGACAUUAAGGGUUUCUAGAAAGUCAAGGAAGAAGAGAACGAAGAAAACAUUGAAUGAGAAGAAGGAUGAUGUAGAUGAACCAGUUGGAAAUCAUGUUACUGUUCCGAAUGAGAUUGGCAUCUCUGGUUGUGAACCAUCUGUAGAUCUGAGCAUGUCAAAAAAGGAGAAGUCAACAAAUUCAAGUCCUGAUGGGAAAGGAGAGGAAACUCAUUAUCACCUUAUUGAGCCUGAAACAUCUGAUAAGAAUGUGGCAGUACUCGGGAACAACUUGCCAGAGAUGGAAAACAAAAAUUCUGAUCAUGUUGCUGUUCCAAAUGAGAUUGGCAUCUCUGGUUGUGAACCAUCUGUAGAUCUGAGCAUGUUACAAAAGGAGAAGUCAACAAAUACAAGUUCUAAUGGGGAAGGAGAGGACAUUCAUUAUCACCUUAAUGAACCUGAAACAUCUGAUAAGAAUGUGGCAGUACUCGGGAACAAAUUGCCAGAGAUGGAAAACAAAAAAUCCGUUCAUGAUAAUGAUGAUCCCUAUUAUGGAACAGACAAUUCUUCUGGUGAUGAGCAGCUAGCUAUGACGGAUGAAGUUGAUUUUAAGGUAUCUUCUUUGGUAUCUGCCCUUGCAAACAACAACAUUAUUCAAAAUUUGUGUUGGUUGCUGAAGUUUUAUAAAAGCAAUUCUACCAGUACAAAUCACUACAUCAUUUCUAUGUUAAGGAGAAUCUGUGAUGAACUGGAGCUUUCUCCAAUGCUAUAUCAGCUAUCACACCUCACCACAUUCUACAAUAUCCUGGCUGAGCAGCAGUCAUGUCCGUGCAAGGAAUAUGAGAAUAUUGUUGUAUUUCUGAAAAGUUUGGUUAGGAGGAUGAUGAGGAAAAUGAAAAGUCAACCCCUUCUUUUUGUGGAAGUACUCUUCUUGAAGACACGUAAAGAAUGCCAUUACAUCAACUGCGAAUCUUUACUGCAUGAGCUAGGUGAUUUGAAGAAAGAAAGCAGAAAAUGGGGAAGUCAUUCUAAAGACGACGAAGUUGGUUCAUCUCAAGGGAAAGGAUGGGUCCCCAGAAGCAUUGGAGAUGCACUUGGAGAUGAUGAAGCUGAUUUUGUUUUCUCUCAUGAGAUAGAUGAGCAAAAUGAGGGAAAUUCUGUCGAACAUGAGCUUGAAAGGGUACCUAAAAGAAGUAAAAGCCUUGUUCUCAAUGAUGAGCUGGAAGGAAAAAUUAUAGAUCUUUAUGAAAAGUACAAAGAUAAUCAGUACUGCAGUAGACUUAUUGCGGAAGCCCUUGAUCCGGAUGGAAAAGUUUCACCUGCUCAGGUUUCUAACAAGCUUAGACAGUUGGGAUUAAAAGUCAGACCAAAGAAACGGAUGCUUCAAGCUGGUGGGUCUAAUCAACUUGUGGAUGAAGGAAAGGUGUUAGGAACUGAUAUUCCUCAUUUAAAUGAUUUGGAGGAAACUUCAUUGCUGAGACAACCGUUGCACACCAGAAAAAGAGUACGUGCCUUUAGCGAGGACCAGGAGACGAUGAUUAAAGCUCUAUUUGAGCAGUUUAAAGAUCAUAAGAGGUGCAGCUACAUGAUUGCCAAUGCACUGGAUACUGAAGUCAAAUUCACUACAGCACAAAUUUCACGUAAACUCAAGCAACUUGGACUAUGCGUUCCUCAACAGAAGAGUUCAGAAACCCCCAUGCAUUUACGGGAUGAGUAUCUUGAUGAUCCUUUUAUAGAAGAGGCAAACAAUUCUGACAAUGAAACCUUGGUAUCUCUUCAAAAAAGUGAGGGAAAUUCUGUCGAACAUAAGCUUGAAAGGGUACAUAAAAGAAGGAAAAGCCUUGUUCUCAAUGAUGAGCUGGAAGGAAAAAUUAUAGAUCUUUAUGAAAAGUACAAAGAUAAUCAGUACUGCAGUAGACUUAUUGCGGAAGUCCUUGAUCCGGAUGGAAAAGUUUCACCUGCUCAGGUUUCUAACAAGCUUAGACAGUUGGGAUUAAAAGUCAGACCAAAGAAACGGAUGCUUCAAGCUGGUGGGUCUAAUCAACUUGUGGAAGAAGGAAAGGUGUUGGGAACUGAUAUUCCUCAUUUAAAUGACUUGGAGGAAACUUCAUUGCUGAGACAACCAUUGCACACCAGAAAAAGUGUACGUGCCUUUAGCAAGGACCAGGAGACGAUGAUUAAAGCUCUAUUUGAGCAGUUUAAAGAUCAUAAGAGGUGCAGCCAUAUGAUUGCCAAUGCACUGGAUGCUGAUGUCAAAUUCACUACAACACAAAUUUCACGUAAACUCAAUCAACUUGGACUGCAUGUUCCUCAACGGAAGAGGUCAGAAACCCCCAUGCAUUUGCGGGAUGAGUUUCUUGAUGAUCCUUUUACAGAAGAGGCAAACAAUUCUGACAAUGAAACAUUGAUAUCUCUUCAAAAAAGGAGCAAAAGCAAGCAGAACGAAAGAGAUAGUGAGGGGGUGCGAAGCUGGAAAAUUGAUGAAAAACUAUCACAAGAUCAUUCUGAUGAAGAAUUCCUAAGCUCUGUUUUGCAGAGCAAAAGCAAGCAGAACGAAAGAGAUAGUGAGGGGGUGCGAAGCUGGAAAAUUGAUGAAAAACUAUCACAAGAUCAUUCUGAUGAAGAAUUCCUAAGCUCUGUUUUGCAGAGCAAAAGCAAGCAGAACGAAAGAGAUAGUGAGGGGGUGCGAAGCUGGAAAAUUGAUGAAAAACUAUCACAAGAUCAUUCUGAUGAAGAAUUCCUAAGCUCUGUUUUGCAAAAAACAAGGAGACGAAUUCCCAAGGCAAUGGAUGUGAAGUCCACAACCACUUCAGUUAAGCAGAUUGUGGUUGAAAAUGACAAUGGAUAUGGGGAUUCUCAGGCUCUAAUAGGAAGGGAUGGGCAGGAACAACACACUGGGAUGGAAGCUGCAGAAACUGAUGAUGGUACUUUUGACCUUGCUGGCAAUGCAGAAGCUGAAGCAACUGGCAUCAGCAGUGGAAAACCAUUAGGUGUUGCAUCCGUCGAAAAUGUAGAUCAUUUGCAGUAUCAGCUAGUGCAUGAUAAAUUGUCUGAUGAGUUGACAGGUCUUGAGGAUGAUGAGACUCCUGUUGUAUCCCAAAAAAGUGUUCUAGUCAGAAGAAAGUUGCGGAUGGUAAUUGAUUUUGAAGAUGAUGAAUGAACUCGUUGUGGCUUCUUUUGUCAGAGAUCACUCUUCUGAUCAAUUUUGGUGGCGGUUAUAUGGGCAGCUUUUAAAAUGUGGUUUUAUAUGUUGUACAUAAAAGAAGAAUUAUCCUAAUGGCUGGUCGAGCAGUGAGCACAGAGAGAUGCAGGGCAUUAUGUAAAUUUACUCCAGCUGUUCAUCAGUGGAAGUUGGUCAUUUAGUGUCUAAAAAAUAGCUUGGAUUUUAUACCUAGAAUGCCCUCAUUGGAUUUUGCAGACUAAAAUUCAGUGUAAUAAGAUCAUUGUAUUUUGAUUUGAUAAAAUAUUGUAGAAUGUCGAUAUGCAAUUGGCAAAGGUGCAUCUUAAAUUGGCAACUGUGAAUC